CUUCCGCUGAGCUGCGUGGAGUUCGGCACCACCCCGUUGGGGUUUUGGCAGCCGUCUAGAAGUCGCUCGGCAGCCAAUCAGCAGAAAGCAGGACCUAAUCACCCGUAUCCUCGGAGGCUGGAUAUCUUCCAUCAACCCCAUAUAGGCCAAUCCGUGCGAGGCAGGCGCCCCCAAAACCUUGUCAAUCGCCCCCGGCCUAUCAGUCUGUCUUGAACCAAUCAGCGUGAAGCACCGCAGGGCCGAGCUCUCCUCUUCAGAACCCAGGCGGCCAUCCGCGUUCCAUCAGUUCCCCUCGGGCCAAUCACAGCAUAGGUCUGUGGAGCAGUGCCCGCCCGCCCAACCCUGGAAGCCGCGCGGUCGAUCCACGGUACUUUGGCCAAUCAGCGAGCGGCAGGACGCUCGGCUCCUCCUUCACGGGCCCACGUGAGCGGUGAAGAAACGCAGGGGCGGCUUCUAGGUGCUGCCGCCGCCGCCACCGUCGUCGCCGCCGCCGCCUCGGACCCCGGGCCUGGGGGGCGGUGGGGCAGCGCAUGGAGCCCCCGCCCCCCGGAGCUGCCAACACCGCCGCUGCUCUACGCACAGAGCUCUUAUCGCCAUCUGAAGAAUUCUUGUUUAUCUUGCUUCUUGUGUCUUCCCCACUAAAACCCUCUCAGCUCUGAGCUGUCUGCCCUCCAGGUACCCCUGGGAUGGCGUGAGUACUUCCCCAGCGAUGGACCCUUCUGUGACGCUGUGGCAGUUUCUGCUGCAGCUGCUGAGAGAGCAAGGCAAUGGCCACAUCAUCUCCUGGACCUCUCGGGAUGGCGGUGAGUUCAAGCUGGUGGACGCUGAGGAGGUGGCCCGGCUGUGGGGGCUGCGCAAGAAUAAGACCAACAUGAAUUAUGAUAAGCUCAGCCGGGCCCUGCGGUACUAUUAUGACAAGAACAUCAUCCGCAAAGUGAGCGGCCAGAAGUUUGUCUACAAGUUUGUGUCCUACCCUGAGGUCGCAGGGUGCUCCACUGAGGACUGCCCACCUCAGCCUGAGGUGUCUGUCACCUCCACUCUGGCAAAUGCAGGUGCCACAGCUGUACACGCCAUCCCCGGGGACACUGCCUCUGGGAAGCCAGGCACACUCAAGGGUGCAGGAAUGGCAGGCCCAGGCAGCUUGGCGCGCAGCAGCCGAAACGAUUACAUGCGCUCAGGCCUCUAUUCCACCUUCACCAUCCAGUCCCUGCAGCCACAACCGCCCUCUCAUCCUCGGCCUUCCACAGUGCUCCCCAGCACCGGCCCUACAGGAGUAGCAGUGCCUCCCUCGGGGAGCAGGAGCACCAGUCCAAACCCCUUGGAGGCCUGCCUGGAGGCUGAGGAGGCUGGCCUGCCUCUGCAGGUCAUCCUGACCCCACCCGAGGCCCCAAACCUUAAAUCCGAAGAGCCAAAUAUGGAGCCUGGGUUGGGCCGGCCACUGCCCCCAGAAGUCAAAGUGGAAGAGCCCAAGGAAGAGUUAGAAGCUGCAGCCAGUGGGGAGGCGGGGUUUGUGCUGGAAGCCGUCAAGGCCGAGCCCUUUGAGCCCAAAGUCGACCCAGAAGUCCCUCCAGCAGAGGGCGUGCCAGCCCGGCUGUCCGCCGUCGUAAUGGAAACUGCGGCGCAGGUGGGCGGCCUCACGGCUUCCACAACACCCAGCACGGAGAUCGCCCAGCCUCAGAAGGGCCGGAAGCCCCGGGACCUGGAGCUUCCACUCAGCCCGAGCCUGCUGGGUGGACCAGGACCCGAACGGACUCCAGGAUCGGGAACUGGUUCGGGUCUACAGGCGCCAGGUCCAGCGCUGACGCCUUCCCUGCUACCUACGCACACAUUGACCCCGGUGCUGCUGACGCCCAGCUCGCUGCCCCCCAGCAUUCACUUCUGGAGCACCCUGAGUCCCAUUGCACCCCGUAGCCCGGCCAAGCUCUCCUUCCAGUUUCCAUCCAGUGGCAGCGCCCAGGUGCACAUCCCUUCCAUCAGCGUGGAUGGCCUCUCAACCCCCGUGGUGCUCUCCCCAGGGCCCCAGAAGCCAUGACUAUCACCACCACCACCACAACCACCACCACCCCUUUCUGGGGUUACUCCUUCCAUGCCCUGAACUUCUCUCCAGCCAGCUGUCUCAAGGAGAAACAUAGUUCAGCUGACAGACUCGUGCUCCAGUUGUGGUUGGGUAGGGAUUCUUAGGAGGAAGGAUCUCUCAAUAACCCUUCCACAAAAAAACAUACAACUUCUCUCUUCUUGAUCAGUCCCCCAGUGGCCGCUCUUAUACGUCUCCUACUGCAGUGGUGGGGACGGUUUAUUUAUUUAUUUUUUGAAGGCCACUGGGAGGAGCCUGGCCCAACUCUUUUGGAGGGGGUGGCAAGGGCAUCUCCCCCAUGUUCCACAUUUUUUCCCCAAGAUGAGACAAUCGGGGUCUGGCUUGAGACAGGCCUUUCUUUAUUUAUUUCUCAGCCUGCCCUUGGGGAGCUGAGGGAGCCCUGUCUUCACUUUGGGGUAUGGGUAGAAGAGCUAGCUUGUUGUAGUUUAUUAUUCCUGGCCCUCCCCAAGGGUCCAGGAAGAAUUUGUGCCAUUUAAUGGUUUGGGAGUCUUGGCCAAGGAAGACUCACACCCUUGGAGAUGGGAAUUUCCACCUCCCCAGCCUUUCUCUCAGACAGGUUGUCCUUUCUCAACCACCUUUUCGGCCAGGGAGGAAUGCCCCUUUUGUUCUCCCCCUGAGAAGCCAUUCCUGUGUCUGCCAAAUGCCUGGGGUCCUGCCUGUUACCUCCCAAUGGAGGGAUUUUUGGGGAGUGGUCCCCGUCUGGGGGGCCCCUCCAGCCAGUACUCCAGGUCUCCCUGUCCCCCACCCCCUGCCAUUUUGAUAGUAUAAUCUAUUUUUAAACAGGGCUUUUCAAUAAGGGAGAGGGAGGUAUCUCUUCCUAUAUCUGAGAUGGGGUGGGUGGGAAGGAAGGGAUUUGGGGGAUCUCCCUGCCACCCCCAAGUGUUUAUUUUUGAUACCAAAUGUGUAUUUUCAACUCCCUCCCAGCCCCCCAAUUUUCCUGCGGGCGGGUACAAAGGACCCUUUAUGUGUCCCUGGAGUUGGGAGGGAGGAAUGAGGGACAUAAAGCCUGCUCAGUCUGAAUUCCUGGAGAAGUGUGGGUUCAGAGGACUCCUGGGUUCACCUCCCAUCAGCACCGUCCCAGCCCGGGCCUAGGGACCUGGGUCUUGGUGAUUUGGGGGACGGUGCUACACCUGUCUCCACUGUUCAUCUUACUUCCCCCCCAAAUGGAUUUUUUUUCUAAGAGUCCCAGAGAAUGGGGAAUUGUUCCUGUAAAUAUAUAUUUUUAAAGGUGA
Cervus elaphus (red deer) is the source of this 3327-nucleotide messenger RNA. It is a transcript of the gene ELK1, whose product is annotated as ETS transcription factor ELK1. Gene Ontology annotation, molecular function: DNA-binding transcription factor activity, RNA polymerase II-specific; sequence-specific DNA binding. Bases 710 to 2032 code for a protein of 440 amino acids. Gene Ontology annotation, biological process: cell differentiation; regulation of transcription by RNA polymerase II. The transcript is spliced from 7 exons. Lineage: Eukaryota; Metazoa; Chordata; Mammalia; Artiodactyla; Cervidae. Gene Ontology annotation, cellular component: nucleus. The record is from RefSeq and is a predicted model, not a curated record.